CUGCCGCUGCUGCUGCUGUCCCUGCUGCCGCGGCUGCUGCUGUCCCGGAACAUGCGAGGUGACUGUGGCCCACCUCCAGAAAUACCUAAUGCCACGCCAGAGUUGGAUGGAAAAACCAGUUUUCCCCAGCAAAGUUUUGUGGUAUAUUCAUGUAAUAAAGACUAUCAAAAAAUUCCAGGCAAGCAAGACACACUGAUCUGUCUUGAAAAUGGUCAAUGGUCGAGCCCGGACACAUUCUGUAACAAAAGCUGUAAUGCUCCAACAAGAGUGAUUUUUGCAUCCCUCAAAAAGAAAUAUAUCUAUUUUAGUUAUUUUCCGAUUGGUAGCACUGUGGAAUAUGAGUGUCGGCCAGGAUAUCGAAGAGUACCUUCACUGUCAGACACAUCAACUUGCCUUGAUAAUUUAGAAUGGUCCACAGUUGCUGAAUUUUGUGAAAGAGAAUCAUGUCCUCAUCCUGGAGAAUUGCAAAAUGGUAAUAUUGACAUAACAACGGACAUAUUAUUUGGUUCAGAAAUAUUCUUCUCAUGCAACACAGGGUACAAGCUAAUUGGUGUAGACUCUGCCUUCUGUUACUUUACGGGAAGUACUCUCGACUGGACUGACCCACUCCCAGAAUGCGCAGAAAUUCAUUGUCCAGAUCCACCACCAAUUAAGAAUGGAGAAAUGCGAGGAGGAAGUAAAACUUACGUCUAUAGACACACUGUCACCUAUACAUGUGCCAUAGGCUUCGUCCUGGUUGGAAACAGUUCCAUUCAUUGUACCUUGAAUGGUGAUCAAGGAGAAUGGAGUGGCCCAGCACCCCAGUGCACAGAAAUUCUUUGUCCAGAUCCACCACCAAUUAAGAAUGGAGAAAUGCAAGGAGAAAGUAAAACUUACGUCUAUAGACACACUGUCACCUAUACAUGUGCCACAGGCUUCGUCCUGGUUGGAAACAGUUCCAUUUAUUGUACCUUGAAUGGUGAUCAAGGAGAAUGGAGUGGUCCAGCACCCCAGUGCACAGGACAGUACUAUGUGUUAGUUGCUCUGAGUAUGCUUGGACUGGUUCAUUGGGUGGUUCUUGCUUAG
This is a messenger RNA of Chionomys nivalis (European snow vole), 1065 nucleotides long. Its product is annotated as complement decay-accelerating factor-like. The transcript is spliced from 8 exons. The record is from RefSeq and is a predicted model, not a curated record. Lineage: Eukaryota; Metazoa; Chordata; Mammalia; Rodentia; Cricetidae. The annotation marks the transcript as partial.